AUGCCAGCUUUAAAUAAAAUGCUGGUUCUCAGUGUUCUGUUGGCUUUCUUGGGCUUCACUAAAUGUCAGGAUUUACCAAGGUGCAGUAUAGAGCCACACCAGACCAACCAGACCUCCCGUUAUGACCUGCUGGAAGAGUUUGGCUUGGUUGAGAGCAGAGGGGUGAGGCAGGUGAAAGGCUCGGAGCCAGAGUCAGUAGCGUACCGUGUAAACCCCUCCCUGCAUCUCAGGAAGAGCCUGAGCGACGUUUACCCAAAUGGUCUGCCUACUGACUACUCUGUCAUAGCCACUUUCAAGAUAACCAAGGACGAGGCAAAGGCAUCCUGGAACCUUUGGCAGGUUAGCGACCCCGAGGGCCGGGACCUGGUAGGGCUGCGUUUUAAUGGUGACUCUAGAACGCUGGACUACUUCUACAGCAGCCCCAGCAACAUACAGAUGUUGCGCACCUUUCACGGUGUGGAGAAUUUGUUUGACGGUGAGUGGCACAAACUGGCGCUCAGUGUGAAAGGAGACCAGGCAAAGCUACUGGUGGACUGUGAAGAAGUGAGCGCCGAACUGCUGGAUGAGCCGAGACCAGUCAUCCUCCGCGGCUACACCUCCAUCGUCAAGAGAACUGCCGGCGAUCGCCCCGUCUCUGUGGACCUGCAGAGGAUGCGCGUUUCCUGUGAUGCUGACCAGGCCUAUUCCGAAGGCUGUUGUGAGCUCUCGAGUGUGUGUGGAGGACAUGCAGAAAUUGGCCUCAGUGCGAGAAGAGGCAAAGCCACAUGUAAAUGCCUCCAUGGACAGCCAGGUCCACAGGGAAUUUCUGGUCCUAAGGGUCACAGAGGUCUGCCAGGAGAGACUGGAGAACCAGGGCGAGUGGGAAACUGGGGACGAAGAGGACACACUGGAGAGCAUGGAAACAUAGGCGAACCUGGUCCUAAGGGCCAUGCUGGGAUCAAAGGAGAGAAGGGAAUGCGAGGACUCCGUGGCCCUGAGGGUGACACAGGGCCUAAAGGUUUCAAAGGUUUACCAGGCGCUACAGGCCACAAGGGAGUGCGAGGGCCUCCUGGAGAGAGAGGAGAGACGGGGCUGGCAGGAGAGAGAGGAUCAGUAGGAGAUCAGGGGUACCAGGGAAUUCCUGGAUAUCAGGGAGUGAAGGGAGAGGAAGGUCCCUCUGGAAAUGAUGGACCUCCAGGACCACAGGGCCUGCAGGGUGUUGUGGGAGAUCCUGGUGAAAGAGGAGAACCUGGAGAAAAAGGAAAGCCUGGUAUACAAGGGCAUAAGGGAAGUGCUGGAGGCAUGGGAAUAAAGGGCAUUGUUGGUGAUCCAGGUUUACCUGGAAGGGACGGAGACUCUGGCAACGAGGCUUAUCAAGGAGAACAAGGGCCUGAGGGAAAAUUCGGAAGACCUGGCGACAAGGGUGACAAAGGCGCUCAGGGGCCUCCAGGGAACAUGGGUCCUCAAGGACGUACUGGUCUGCAAGGAUAUAAAGGCUCAGCAGGAAAGCCAGGAAGACCAGGACUCAUGGGGCCGCCAGGAAGAACGGGACAUAUAGGAUUGCCUGGAAAACCAGGUCCAAAGGGAAGUACUGGUAUUCCAGGAUUUCAAGGUGUAAAAGGGCAAGAGGGGGAGAAAGGACAAAAAGGACCAAAAGGCAGGGUAGGAGAUAGAGGUGAGCUAGGGCCACAGGGAGGACAGGGGAAGCGUGGACCUGCCGGAGAUCCUGGCCGUAAAGGUGGCGUGGGGACCAAAGGUGUCCAAGGAGACGCAGGGCUAGAGGGAUUUCAGGGAACUCCAGGACCACCGGGCCCAACACUCUCAGCCCAACAUGUUAUCGAGGUCUGCAAGCGUGUGGUGCUGGAACAGAUGUCCACAUUUGCCAACUCUGUGAAGCGGACAUGUGCCGCCGUGUGUCCACUGUAUGGUGAUGUGCCCAUGGGUGCCCCUGGUCCCGCAGGACAAAGGGGACCACCUGGACCACCCGGUGAUCCUGGCACUGAUGGUGUUGAUGGAGAAGUAGGGCAGCAAGGAUUCUAUGGCGAGUUUGGUGAUCCGGGCAGACAAGGGACACGAGGUGAUCAAGGAGAGAAGGGAGACAUGGGUCCAAAAGGCUAUGGUUUAACUGGUUACACUGGAGACCAAGGACAAAAAGGUCAGCGUGGACGACCUGGCAGAGCAUUCGAUGGACGACCUGGUCAAAUGGGUGAGAGAGGCCAUGUUGGCCGACCCGGACUGAGGGGUCACCCUGGACUACCUGGGGUUCCUGGAGUUUGCCGGUCAUCAGGGUGUGGUCUGCUCAAUGGGAAUGCUGGAGGCACACCCCAACAAGCAUCUCCGAGCUCAUCCAGACGGACAUCACAGAGACUCCGGGCACGGCCAUAAAGUUACAGGAUAACUGCAAUUAUGCAAUUGCGUAGAGCAUGUCAACUGAUGUAAAUAGAUUUAUAACCCCUCCUCAUCAAAAGACUAUGUUUUCAAUAAUAAAGAGAAGAACCAUCACAGCUACAGGACUGACUGAGGCCAAAUAAGGGAAUUUAUUUUCAAAGCAAUUUAGCUGGCUAACAACUUACUGUAAUUAUUACUAAUAAUGUAACAGGCAUUAAUGUGGGUUCUGUAUUGUUCUUAUGGAAAAUUGUCUUUGGACACAGUUUUGUUUGUGUUCUUCCAGGCAAGUGUUUUCCCCAAAGCAUCACAAAUCAAAAUCUAUUUUCUCGAGAUUGAUUUUGACCACUUCUGCUAACACUGGUUUGAGAUUAUGUCCCAUCUGCCACAUCUGGGGACAGAAACCUCCAGAACGAUUCUCACAUUCUUCUGACCUAGUGGUGGCCUUUGUAAAUGGAAGAAAAAAAAACCCCUCAAACUCAUAAUUCCACAAGUUUUUCUUCCUUCUGGUCUUUCUUCUGGUCAUCAUGCCAAGCUUUACGAGCAUCCAGAUACUAUAAUUUCUAUUGGUUUGCAGUUCUCAAGCACUCAAAGCAAAAUUCUGGAAGAAAAAAGACCCUUUAGUUUCAGAAGUUUGUGCCAAAUGCUAAGUAAGCAUUUUACUAUUUUUUAUACUUUUUACUAUAAAACAUCCAACUGUCCAUCAAAUGAGGAUGGUUUUUGAGUAAGGUCACUAGAUGUCAUUUGCUCAAGCUUCACUAGAACAAAUGUGUGACUA
Messenger RNA from Tachysurus vachellii, 3142 nucleotides. Its product is annotated as collagen alpha-1(IX) chain. The transcript is spliced from 27 exons. The record is from RefSeq and is a predicted model, not a curated record. Bases 1 to 2364 code for a protein of 787 amino acids. Lineage: Eukaryota; Metazoa; Chordata; Actinopteri; Siluriformes; Bagridae.